Molecule: messenger RNA, 2621 nt
Organism: Centropristis striata (black sea bass)
Lineage: Eukaryota; Metazoa; Chordata; Actinopteri; Perciformes; Serranidae
Product: carboxypeptidase O-like
Exons: 9
Coding region: 1002-2273 (423 amino acids)
Biological process (GO): proteolysis
Molecular function (GO): metallocarboxypeptidase activity; zinc ion binding
Source: RefSeq, a predicted model, not a curated record
UUAUUUGACAAAACAAUUCUUGACUGAAUUGAAUUUUUUGGACACAAUAUGCAUUUCAACAUUUAAAUCACAAUAUAUUGUAUCGCAAUACUCACCACAUCACAAAAUGCUUAAAAUCACAAUAAUACCGUUUUGUGACUCAAGUAUUGGGAUAAAAUCGUAUGGGGAGCCUCUGAUGAUUCACCCCUUUAAUUUAAACUUUAUUUAACUUUACAUAUCAGCCUUUUAUUGACAGAGACUCUAAACUCAUGUGCCUUUUGUUACGCAGAAUAACACGUGCAGCACCUGCAUUUAUGACCCAGAAUGUUUGAACCUUUGUUCUCCUUCAUUAGUCUAAUCUUGUUAUAUUUUUACCUUUCAUGUCUUUGACGUGAUGUUCCUUAUCUAAUCUUCUCCCUCUCAUAUUCAUAUUAUCAAAACAUAUUCUCCGGUGCAGCUGGAGAAAAAGGAACAGAAAGGUUACGCACAAAAUUUGAGAACUGGGGUAAAUAGCGCUGACUGUAGGAGGAAACCACUGCAGCAAUGAUGAAUAGUUUUGAAAUACACAAAACUAUGUGAGUUUAUUUUGUGUUUCUGAGGUAAGGUUUGAACUGGGUAAUACGUUGAAUCUACACCUGGGAGAAAAAAGUUAAAGGCAUAUUCUACAAUAAGUAGAAUUUCUCUGAUGCGGUUAGUGAACACUACAUUUAACUUCUCUCCCCCCCAGUUUAACAACCAGAGAAGUGCUCGCCAUCCGACCUCGGUCCUUACUGGAACAAGCUUUGUUUGUGCAGUGUUUUGCAUGCAAUAUUUGCAUCUUUUCUGCAAUUGUCACAACUUCCUGUUUGAUUUAUGCUCAUGAUCUGACGCAGCACUCACACCCUGCACACAUUGGCUGGCUUUAAAGUUGAGAAACACAAAAGGUCACACUGAAGAGGAACUGAAAAAGGCAGAUAACAGCAGCUAAUAAAGACGCUGACACAGCAAUUUAGCUGAACUCAGAGUGACUCCGGUAUGUUUUUAUGGCUAUGUUUUUACCAAUAUGUGAAUAUAAUUUAAAGGAUAUAAAAAAAACUCUUGGAUUAAUCAUUAACCAGCUGUCGGUGUUCUGUCUGAGGCAAAGGUGUGUCUUUAUCACACGGAUGGCUGCUAUAAAUACUUGUAGCAUCCUUAGAACAGAGUGGAAAACAGUUGCAAGCGAGGAGUUUAUUUUCUGCAAAGUGACAAUGCUUUUCUCUGUGGGACUGAGCUUUGUGGUGCUGCUGUCAGCCACGGUAGCUGCUGCAAAGGAGAGAGUGGGGUAUGACUACAACAAAUACCAUCAGAUGGAGGAGAUCAGCGGCUGGAUGGCUCAGAUGGAGAAAGAAUACCCUGAUAUUGUGACUAUCGUGGAAUACGGACAGACCUAUGAGAAGAGGGUUAUUAGCUUGCUCAAGAUUGGUGUGAAUACUGGAGCGAAGAAGAAGGCGAUCUGGAUGGACUGUGGGAUCCACGCCAGGGAGUGGAUCGCCCCGGCCUUCUGCCAGUACUUUGUCAAAGAAAUUCUGCAAGCCUACAAAACAGACCCGAAGAUGCAACAAAUGAUGAAAAACAUGGACUUCUACGUCACGCCUGUGCUCAACGUGGAUGGCUACCUCUUCUCCUGGAGCGACGAUCGACUGUGGAGGAAGAACAGGUCACCGGGUCCUUCAGCCGGCUGCUACGGCACCGACCUCAACCGCAACUUUGACGCCAACUGGGGCACGCUCGGGGUGUCAAACAACUGCAGCUCCCAAAUCUACCCGGGAGCCCAACCUGUGUCCGAGCCUGAGGCCCAAGCCGUAACUUAUUUCGUGGGAAGCAGGAAGGACGAGUUCCUGUGUUUCCUCACCAUCCACUCCUACGGCCAGCUGCUCCUGGUUCCCUAUGGACACCCCAACUUCACCGCCAGCAACUACAAAGAGCUGAUGGAUGUGGGUCGGGCUGCAUCAGACGCCAUUAAGAAAGUCCACGGGAAGCACUACACCGUAGGAACCUCGCCGGACGUGUUGUACGCCAACUCCGGCUCCUCCAGAGACUGGGCCCACAUGUUGGGGAUCCCCCUGACCUACACCUUUGAGCUGAGAGACAAUGGGACGUAUGGCUUUAAGCUCCCUGAGGAUCAGAUCCAGCCGACCUGUGAGGAGGCCUACAGCGGCGCCCUGCACAUCAUCAGCUACGCCCACGACAAGACCUUCAACGGCGCCGCGGCCGCCUCGGCCACCCUGCUGACCGUGCUGUUGGCGGUGUGUGUCACCGGCAGCAGCGUCAUGUGAGGAGGAGAAAACUGCACCUGAGCUGCCCCGCUUUCACUUACAAUCAUCCUGUAUGUAAAUAUACAGCUGCAUCUCAAUAAAUUAGAAUAUCAUAGAAAAGUUUAUUUAUGUCUACUUCAAUUCAAAAAGUGGAAAUAACACAUUAUAUAGAUCCAUUAGACACAGAAUGAAACAUUUCAUGUCUUAAUUUAUUUUAAUUAUAAUGAUUAUGGCUUACAUUUAUUGAAAAUUCAGUGAAUUCAAAAAUUUGAAUAUUACAAAUAUUAAUUUUAAAAAGUAUGCUUAAUAUGGAAAUGUUGGCCUCUUAAAAGUAUGUCCAUCUACAGUCAUGGAAAAAAUGAUUAGACC